AUGGAGAGAGGACGAGUCAUAUCCUCUGUACUUGUUACCACUAUCGAGAACUCCAUGCGUUCUAUCGUUGUUUUAUCAGAAAAUUAUGCAUCAUCUACGUGGUGUUUAGAGGAGCUAGUGAAGAUACUAGAGUGCAAGAGAAAAAAGGGACAGAGGGUUAUUUCAAUUUUCUAUAACAUCGAUCCAUCAGAUGUGCGGUAUCAAAGGGGAAAAAUUGGAGAAGCCAUGGCUAAACAUGAAAGGAAUUUGAAGGAGAAUAUGGAGAGGGUGCAGAUUUGGAGGGAUUCUCUUACUGAAGUUUCCAAUUUAUCUGGUUGGGUUUCAAGGAAUCAGAAUGAGGCUAUGUUUAUUGAGGAAAUUAUCCAGAGCAUUUUAAAUAUGGACCCAGUGAUAAAUAUGUUUCUUGCAAGGAUAAAGCCGCUUCUUGCGGCGCUUCGUGAACAUGAGGAUGAUGGUAUAAUCUCGUAUCCUAUUCGAGAUACAGCAGUAGAUAAAAAGCUUUUUCGUAGUCGCAUGGAUGAGGAAGUACGUUCCAUCUCUUCUGACCAUGUUGGAGAAGAUUCGAAGGGACAAGGAAAACUUUCAACAAUAUCAGGGUGUAAAAAUCUAAGUAUAAAAUUCCGCACUUCUAUAAAGGCAAGACUUUUGGGUUUAACAUGGAGCACUACGAUAAAGGCAAGACUUCGUGCUGAACAAGUCCUUAUUGUUCUUCAUUACGUGAAUGAUUCAAUAGUCAGCAGCUAUACCAAUGCCUCCAUAUUGAUUUUAGUAGUAGGUUCUUGGAAUCUCCUGUAUGUGCUGUUUUUGCAGUCCUGUGAGGAUGUGUUCCAUGGCAGCCCUGUUACUAUAUUUUGUGAAUUGAAGUUGAGUGAUCUUCGUUCCUGUGAGGUUGGCUGCUUCGGCAAUCCCCUGAACUGGGGUGAUAGAGUGGUGAGGGGGAUCAUUCCAGCGGAAGUUGAAGGAGAAGAAGCAGGAAAGGGAAAACCCUAA
Molecule: messenger RNA, 990 nt
Organism: Vitis riparia (riverbank grape)
Lineage: Eukaryota; Viridiplantae; Streptophyta; Magnoliopsida; Vitales; Vitaceae
Product: putative disease resistance protein At4g11170
Exons: 2
Coding region: 1-990 (329 amino acids)
Biological process (GO): signal transduction
Source: RefSeq, a predicted model, not a curated record